AUGGACGGACUCACGGGUGCCGAGCAACGCGAGCUGCAGAGCCGCAUGGAGCGCAAGCAGAUGAAGGAGUUCAUGACGAUGUACUCCAACCUGGUCCAGCGCUGCUUCGACGACUGCAUCAACGACUUCUCCACCAAGUCGCUCGGCUCGCGCGAGGAGGGCUGCGUGAUGAGGUGCGUCGACAAGAUCCUCAAGGGCUCCGAGCGGCUCGGCAACCGCUUCCAGGAGCAGAAUGCCGCCAUGGCUCAGACCGGCGCCCUCCCCGGCAGGUAG
Lasiodiplodia theobromae is the source of this 273-nucleotide messenger RNA. RefSeq names its product Mitochondrial inner membrane translocase protein. Lineage: Eukaryota; Fungi; Ascomycota; Dothideomycetes; Botryosphaeriales; Botryosphaeriaceae. Bases 1 to 273 code for a protein of 90 amino acids. The record is from RefSeq and is a predicted model, not a curated record. The transcript has 3 exons.